AUGAGCUCGAAGAGAUCUUAUGAAAGUGUUCAAGCCGCUAGAUUUGUCAGAGAGCACAAGAAACAAGUUAAAAACCCAAUAAAUGAAGAAGAUGGAAUCUCUAACUGUAUAAUACGUGUUGCGCAAUCACUUUACGUCUCAUUAGCCCCCAGAUACCAACAGCACCCUGAACAAGGUAUUAUGAAACAACAUUUAAAUCCAAUGGUUAUGAAAUACAACAGUCAAGUUAAUGGUAUGGUACUUGGUUAUGACAAUUUACGUAUUUUAGAUGCAGAUCCAUUAAACGAUGAAAAUGCACCAAACAAAAUGGUUAAGUUAACUGCAGAUACACCAUUUGGUUUUACAUGGUGUGAUGUGAAUCUUUACGUGUGGCAACCGCAAGUUGGUGACAUAAUUGAAGGAUGGAUCUUUAUUCAAUCUGCAUCUCAUAUUGGUCUUUUGAUUCACGAUGCCUUCAAUGCAUCCAUUAAGAAAAAUAAUAUCCCUAUGGAUUGGACAUUUGUUGAUGAAGAAGAUAACAACAGUCGAGAACAAAGCCAAGAGGAUACUCAGAAAUUUAGAUCUUUGGGACAUUGGGUCGAUCAAGAUGGUGGUAGAAUUGAUGGUAAACUGAAAUUCAAGGUGAAGAGUGUCUACACAUCUGGUAGAGUUGUUUCAGUGGAAGGUACACUAUUGGAACAACCAGAUCAAGGUGAUGGUUCACAGGCGCAAAAUUUACCAGUAGUAUCAAAUAAAAAGGUGACAUUUGAUGACGAAGUCUCUACUGGAAACAGGGAGAGCCAUAAGGAUUUAGAAUUGCCUAAGAUGAAAGAAGAUAAUGGCGAAGAAAUUGUAUAUGAGAGGGAUUCGGAUAGCGAUUCCAGUUCUUCAGAUAGUGAUUAG
Molecule: messenger RNA, 882 nt
Organism: Zygosaccharomyces rouxii
Lineage: Eukaryota; Fungi; Ascomycota; Saccharomycetes; Saccharomycetales; Saccharomycetaceae
Gene: RPA43
Product: DNA-directed RNA polymerase I subunit RPA43
Exons: 1
Coding region: 1-882 (293 amino acids)
Biological process (GO): DNA-templated transcription initiation; DNA-templated transcription
Cellular component (GO): RNA polymerase I complex
Source: RefSeq, a predicted model, not a curated record